GAACCUUGCACAUAACCCUCCAAACCAAACUAGGUUAGGCAACUGUCAAAAAAGUAAGGUUAUGUUUUGUUGUAAUGUUUAUACAAGAAUACAGUAUAGAGUUCUUGUGUUUAUACCUCAUCAAAAAAAUAUAAAUAUGGAUAAAAUACUAAAGAGAAAGUCGAUUGAAGAAGACAAUAUUAAACAGAAGAGAAUUAAAUGCCGUGAGUCUGACAAGGAUAAUUCAAAGAAAAGAAAACAUAAGAAAAAAAAAUCCUCAUCUUCCUCAUCCACAUCAUCGUCUUCCAGCGAUUCUUCCAGUACAGAUUCUGAAGAAGAAAGAAGACGGAUUGAAAAAAAGAAAUUAAAGAAAAAACUCAAAAAAGAAAAGAAAAAGGCAAAGAAAGGAAACCGCAAAUGUUCUGAUAAAACUGAAGAUGUGAAUACAGAUAUUCCAUUAAAUUUAAUGGAUAAAUGCACCAAUCGUGCACCAAUAACCAAAGAGGAAUGGGAAAAACAACAAAGUGUUGUUAGAAGGGUUUACGAUGAAACUACAGGAAGACACAGACUCAUAAAGGGAGAUGGGGAAGUAAUAGAAGAAAUAGUAAGCAGGGAUCGUCACAAAGCUAUAAAUCAGCAGGCCACUAAAGGGGAUGGAGAAUUUUUUCAAAAUCAAUUGGCAAAAUUAAAAAAAUAA
Messenger RNA from Brassicogethes aeneus, 676 nucleotides. NCBI's taxonomy places the organism in Eukaryota, Metazoa, Arthropoda, Insecta, Coleoptera, Nitidulidae. The record is from the annotation of a GenBank genome assembly.